GUCACCCAUAUGUAUGAUUACCAUUUUUUGCUAGCAAUUAAACUCUAUAUAUUAAUGUUUUGAUUAUUGCUAUGCCAUACACACUUCUUUCUUUAUUUCUCUUUGUUGAAAUAGUUAGGCCAUGGCACAACAACAAGAAUCAUUCAAAGUUAUUGAAGUUUGCAAUAUUGAACCAUUUCACGAACCUUCUCAGUCACCAACCUCGCUUCCUUUAACUUUCUUUGAUCUUUUAUGGUUAAGAUUUCCACCAGUUCAACGUCUCUUCUUCUAUGAACUCACCAACUCAACCACUUUUUUCUAUGAUACUCUUCUUCCAAAUCUCAAAAACUCUCUUUCACUCACACUUCAACUUUUUCUCCCUCUUUCUGGCCACAUAGUUUGGCCUAUUGAUUCAUCAAAACCAAUCAUUAACUAUGUUCGCGGUGAUUCGGUUUCCUUUACAGUUGUCGAGUCCAAAGAAAGUUUCGAAGAUCUUUCUUCAAAUCAUUGUGAAGCUUCAAAGAGAUAUCACUUGAUACCUCUUUUGAACAUAUCACAUGAAAAAGCUUCUUUGAUUUCAAUUCAAGUCACUUUGUUUCCGAACAAAGGUUUUUGCAUUGGAAUAACCACACACCAUGCUGCUUUUGAUGGAAAAUCUUCAACCAAUUUUAUGAAAUCAUGGUCUUAUAUUACAUGUUCUAACCCUAACCUUGAGAAUCUAACACCUUGUUUUGAUAGAUCAGUGAUAGAAGAUCAUUAUAAUGGAAUCAGUGAAGCAUAUGCUGAUGCUUUGAUGAAUCAUUAUGGACCAAAUAAUAAAAGUCUCAAGGUUUGGGAAUUUCCUGGUAGUUUGAAAAAUGAUGCAGUUAAAAGUUUAUUUGAAUUGUCACCUUCAAAUAUUCAAAAGCUUAAGAACCAUGCAAAAAGCGAGAUGAAAACAAAUGUUAUAAAUCUGUCAACUUUUUCAGUUACAUGUGCUUUUGUGAUAUCAAGUUUAGCAAAAGCAGAAAAACCAAAGGAUGAAAAAGUGAAUUUCAUAUUUAGUGUGGAUUGUAGAACAAGAUUAGAACCUUCAAUUUCUUCUAUGUAUUUUGGAAAUUGUAUUGCAGGACAAAGGAUUGAGUUUGAGACAAAGAAGUUAAUUGGAAAAGAUGGAUUUUUAAGUGCUUUAGAAGGGAUUAAUGAAGGUUUGAAUAAGGUGAAAACUGGAGUAAUGGAUGGAGCUGAAAAUUGGUUGCAUGAUAUGUUAAUUCCUAAGGAGAGUUUUAAACUCUAUUCUACCGGUGGAUCACCAAGGUUUGAAGUUUAUGAUAUUGAUUUUGGAUUUGGAAAGCCAAAGAAAGUUGACAUGGCUUCAACAGAUAAAACAGGUGCAUUUUCUCUUAGUGAGAGUAAGAAUCAUAAUGGUGGAAUUGAGAUUGGUUUGGCUUUGAACAAGAUUGAGAUGGAUGCUUUUUCAACCCUUUUUGUUCAAGGUCUUGAAUCUAUUUAAUGAUUUAAAUGUUAGUACUAUUUUCUUGUGUUGUUAUGAAUAAAUGAUAACUUGCAAAUUAUUAGGAUAUUUUUUAUCUUACUAAAUUUAAAGAUCAUAGAUAUAAUUAUAAUAGUAUAUGCAUCUAGAGAAUAUGCUAAGCCAAAGAGUACCCUUUGGGAUAUGCAUUGUGUUUGUUGAUUCUAAUUGGUUAGUGUAGUUUAAGUUUGGCUGUUGGUGAUUAAUGUUGUAAAUGUUAGGAUAUUAAGUUUGGUCCUUUUAUUUAAUGUUUUGUUGUCCGUGAUUAGUGUUGUUAAUUUUUAGAGGGGACAACUUCUCUACCCAUUACAAAAAGUUGGGUAUUGUACCUUCCACCAAUCAUAUUACAUCAUUUAGUUUUAUCUUAUUUCAUUAAUUAUUAAAUAGUAUAUUUUUUUGUUGUUUCCAAGACAUUUUACAUUGAAGGUAACUUUACCCAACUUUUUAAGUUGGGUAGAUAAGAAUUCACCAUUUUUAGAUAUUGAGUUUUGGUUAGUGUAGUUUAAAUUUUGUUGUUGGUGAUUAGUGUUGUAGGCUAAAUUUUGUAGUUGGUAAUUAGUUAUGUAAAUUUUGAGAUACCAAAUUUGAUUUUUAACAAUUCUAGAUAUUCAUACACUAUUUUUGACACCUACACCUUAACAUUAUAUAUUAUGCAUACUAAUUUUAUUUUUUAAUAAUUUAUUUUACUUUGAUUUAUGUGCUGUCGCACGCUCGCGAAAAUAGACAGAGUCGCCACCAAUAUAUUUAUCCCAAAGAGGGAAAGGAAUAUCAGAAAACCUAGAAUAAGAAAAGGAUAAGAAAAGGUCUUGCGACCAGAGAUCGGGUAAGAAGUCGGUUACGCGAGGGGAAGGUAUUAGCACCCCUCACGUCUGUGGUACUCCACAGGAUCCACUUAUGUUUGUUCUAUUCUAAGGGUGUAUAAAUCUAAAGCUUAAUUACUAAGGGAAUGCAUG
This is a messenger RNA of Vicia villosa (hairy vetch), 2442 nucleotides long. RefSeq names its product phenolic glucoside malonyltransferase 1-like. The record is from RefSeq and is a predicted model, not a curated record. The transcript has a single exon. NCBI's taxonomy places the organism in Eukaryota, Viridiplantae, Streptophyta, Magnoliopsida, Fabales, Fabaceae. The coding region runs from base 122 to 1471 and encodes 449 amino acids.